Molecule: messenger RNA, 3552 nt
Organism: Microcebus murinus (gray mouse lemur)
Lineage: Eukaryota; Metazoa; Chordata; Mammalia; Primates; Cheirogaleidae
Gene: SLC17A4
Product: solute carrier family 17 member 4
Biological process (GO): sodium-dependent phosphate transport; monoatomic anion transport; transmembrane transport
Cellular component (GO): apical plasma membrane
Molecular function (GO): transmembrane transporter activity
Source: RefSeq, a predicted model, not a curated record
GCUAAAGGUUGUGAGUAAUCAUUUACCUCUCAGGGAUUAGAUAACCGCAAAAAGCAGAGAGAAAUUUCCUGGAAAGGAAUGAGGAUCCUGCACUCUACCUCCCUCAGGUAAAUGCCAGUUUCUAGGAAGAGAGAACCAAAAUGUCUACUGGAGCAGACACCAAGGUUACAGUGGGAGAUAGUUCCAAUGAUGGCAAUUUAAACAUGGCUCAACAGCAAUCCUCCAGGAGAGGCUUCUGUUCAUUCCGACAUGGGAUGGCCCUCAUCUUGCACCUCUGUAAUUUUUCGAUUUACACCCAACAAAUGAACUUGAGCAUUGCCAUCCCAGCUAUGGUGAACAACACAGCCUCACCCUCCCAGCCCAAUGCCUCCACAGAAACGCCCUUCACUGAAUCUCAGCACUACUGGAAUGAAACUCUAAAGGGAUUUAAGGCAGUGGCUCCUCCUACGUAUGACUGGAGUCCUGAAAUCCAGGGAAUCAUCCUCAGCUCCCUGAACUAUGGCUCAUUCUUGGCUCCAAUCCCCAUUGGCUACAUGGCUGGAAUACUUGGAGCCAAAUAUGUGGUUGGUGCUGGUUUGUUUAUUUCCUCAGUCCUGACCUUCUUCAUUCCACUGGCAGCAGAUGCUGGAGUGGCCUUGCUCAUUGUCCUUCGGGUUGUCCAAGGCAUAGCCCAGGUUAUGGUAUUAACAGGUCAGUUUUCAAUUUGGGUCAAAUGGGCUCCCCCACUGGAAAGAAGUCAGCUCACUUCUAUUGCUACAUCAGGGUCAGUGCUUGGGUCUUUCAUCAUUCUCCUUGUUGGCGGUGUCCUCUGCCAGACCAUAGGAUGGCCUUAUAUCUUCUAUAUCUUUGGUGGAAUUGGCUGUGCCUGUUGUCUUCUCUGCUUUCCUUUAAUUUACAAUGACCCUGUGAACCAUCCCUUUAUCAGCGCUAGUGAGAAGACAUACAUUGUGUGUUCACUGGCUCAACAGGAUCCUUCACCAGGCUGGUCUCUUCCCAUUAAGGCUAUGAUCAAAUCUUUACCACUUUGGGCCAUUUUAGUCUCUUAUUUCUGUGAAUAUUGGCUUUUGCAUAUCAUUAUGGCAUACACACCAACAUACAUCAACUCUGUACUUCAAGUCAACCUCAGAGAUAGUGGAAUACUGUCAUCCCUGCCGUUUGUCGUUGGCUCUAUCUGCAUUAUCCUUGGAGGUUUAUUGGCAGACUUUCUCCUCUCCAGAAAAAUCCUCAGACUCAUCACCAUCAGGAAACUCUUCACUGCCAUUGGGGUUCUCUUCCCAUCUGUGAUCCUCGUGUUCCUGACCUGGGUCAGAUCCAGCCACAGCAUUACCAUGACCUUCUUGGUACUAUGCUCUGCCAUGAGCAGCCUCUGUGAAGCAGGAGCCCUUAUCAACUUCUUGGAUAUUGCUCCUCGGUACAGCAGCUUUCUCAAGGGAUUAAUGCAAGUCUUUGCACACACAGCUGGAGCCAUUUCUCCCUCCACUGUUGGAUUUUUCAUCAGUCAGGACUCAGAGUUUGGCUGGAGAAAUGUCUUCUUGCUUUCAGCUGCUAUUAACAUAUUGGGCCUGGCCUUCUACCUCAUCUUUGGCAGUGCAGACCUGCAGGACUGGGCCAAAGAGCAGACGUUCACUCACCUCUGAGCAAACAGAGAGAUGAGUUAGGACCUGAUAUUAAGUUGUUCAUCGUUUUCCCUCACAGACAUUCCUCUUUCAUGCCUGCUUGACUGAUCAGCCAUUUAAUUGGAAUUGACUUUGUUUCCAGAGUCUUCUCAGAGACCUUGGCUAUGUAAUACUAAAGGUUUUGUUUGUUUUUUUUUUUUUUUUACCAUACCUGGAGAUUUUAUAGCGGUGAACAAAAAGGACAGUCAUUUAACUGUGAGCUUCUAAAAGCAAAAGUGUAUUGGGAUUUCUAGUUGAUCUCUCUUUCCACUAUUAUUCUGGUAAAAACAUCAGGGUCUGGGGGACAAUUUCCCUUCAAAGCAAAACAGGAAGCCAGAACCACAGGAGUGAGAACUGAGAGUCACAGAGAAGUUGUGCCCAAACAUGCAGAAGAUGAACCCUAUGACCUGCUGCCAAAAGAAAGCCUGAAACAAUGGAAAGCUUCAUGUACACAAUCCAAAGUCCUGGGCCAGGAGCCAAAGCAGGUGAAGUCACUCUCACAUCAAGUGAGGAAGGAUACAGCGUCAUUCUGAAGCCUGGUGUGGGCAGGAUGCCUAGGAGAAAAAUGCCAAGAAGGAAAGGACAAUAGGAGUGAAUCCAUCAUGACAAGAGCUAUAAACAUGUCUAUAACUAAUUGGGGUGACAUAGUAGACUUCAACUCUUUCAGACAACUUGCAGUCUGUGGAUGCCAGCUUUGGAAUCAGAGCCACCUCUGUAAUACCUCUACUGCCGGGCACUCUUCAGAGUCCCCUCUUUCUUUCUGCCAUCUUGACCUCUGCCCCACAUCUACUUUGUGGAUCCGUGCAGAUCCCACACAUCUUAGCAAAUGGACAUUGUCCAGUGUCUUGUCCAUCCUCUCCAACAUUUCUUCAUGCUUUCAUGCUGUCUGGAUGUCCUUCAUCUGCCCCUCUGACUGUUGGAAUCCCACCCACCAUUCAGUGGGCCUCAUUCAAUAUUCACUUCAUUAACCUACAAUGUCUUCCAAAAAUGUAUGUAGGACCCACGCUGGCUUGACCCCAUUCCAAACGCCUGGAGGGUGUGUGUGGUGCUUUCAUUAAAGCUCCCAUGGGCAGUGUGAGCUUUGGGCAGUGUGAGGACCUUGAAAGAGAGCAAACCCAAUUCUAACACUAAAUGAAUAUUAAUGCACACAUUCCUGGGGGCAUGGCAGAAAUCAAAACUAUACACAGUUUCAAGGAGCUCAGCAUCUCAAGAGGGAGAUGACUUUAACCAAAGUAUUACACAAAUGAUUAUGUAAUGACAACUGUAGAAAGUGAAAUAAUGAGGGGUCCAUGGGGCUAUGGGAGUGAAUGAUAAGGUCAUGCACACUAAUCCAGGGGUGAAGGAGGGCCACCACUACAAAGUGUCAGCUGAGCUGGGACCUGAAAGAGGCUGAAGGGGAGAACGUCUUGGGAAGAGAACAGCAUAGGCCAAGGUUUGGUGGCAGGAGGGAGCAAUCAAUGCAGCCAGAGUAUACAGGGAAUGAGGGGAGCAUGGUCUGUGAGGAGGCUGUAGAAGCAUAAGGUCAAGAACAUACAGGGCACUGUGGGCCCAGUGAAGUGCAUUGGUCCUUAUCUUAAAAUCAGUGGGAAGUGUUUUAGUGGGAAGGGUUUGUUUUUCAAAGGUUAAUUUCCAUGUGGGAAUGGAGUUCAUGGUAUAGUCCAGGAGAGAGUGAUGGGCCCUGGCAUGAGAGAGUGGACAUGGUGAGAGAUGAAUGGUUUAUGCCGUUUAUGGGAUAAACCUGGCAAGACUUAAUACUAAGAGAGAGAAUGGAAGAUGUCCAGGUUUUUAUUUUUUUAAUGUUUUCUAUUUAUUAAUUAAUAAAAAAUGCAUAGUACAAGCCCUUUAUCCCAAUCUAAGUACUCAGUAAAAGAUUAACAAUAAAUCUGGAUGGCACAGA